AUGGCGGACGUCGAAGAAACCCGCCUUCCCGAGCGCAAACAACGUAAAUCCGUUGCUUUUGACACCGAACAAGUUGUAGUUGACGCCGACGGCUCAGUUACGAUGGUCAACGCCACCGACGAACCCAAGGAGACGGCUCAGUCGCACACGCCUCGUACGCCGCCGCUUUCCGCAGCACUUGAAGCUUUCAAUACUGAUGCAACUUCUCAAGCCGAGGAUGCGACUACCCCCGUUCCCGAUAACGCUGAGGAUGGUGGUCUCGACCUUACCAUGAAGAAGAAGAAGAAGAAGAAGGUUCCCAAGGAGGGCGACGAUACCGAGGAGGCCCCCGCCGGCGAGGAUGGCGGUCUGGACCUGACGAUGAAGAAGAAGAAGAAGAGCAAGAAGGUUCCUAAGGAGGGCGAUGAGGAUGACUUUGCUGCCAAGCUCAAGGCCUUGGACCUGGAGGGCAAGGAGGGCGAGACCGCCGAGGCUCCCGCCGAGGCUGACGAUGGAGAUAUGGACGCCGGCACCGGUAUCUGGCAACACGACGAGACUAAGGCCCUCAGCUACAGCCUCCUGCUGAACCGUUUCUUCCACCAGCUGUCCCAGAAGAACCCCGACCACGCCCUCAGCGGCUCCAAGAGCUACAAGAUCCCUCCCCCGCAGUGCAUGCGUGAAGGCAACAAGAAGACCAUCUUCGCAAACAUUGCUGAGAUCUGCAAGCGUAUGAAGAGAACGGAAGAGCACGUGACUGCUUACCUUUUUGCCGAGUUGGGUACCAGCGGUUCCGUCGAUGGUAGCAGACGUCUCGUUAUCAAGGGUCGUUUCCAACAGAAGCAGCUCGAGAACGUCCUGCGCAAGUACAUUAUUGAGUACGUCACCUGCAAGACCUGCCAUAACAUCAUGACGGGCGCAACACUGCAGGAAGGACAAGCCGACCUCCCCUCGACCAGGAGCACUCAGUCCUACUGGCAUCGCGAGCCAUCUGAGGCCCUCCUAGGGCAUCGGACUACCAAGAACCUGCCCCCGACCGCUGAUGUGGUCGUUGUCGGAAGCGGCAUCACGGGCGCCUUCGCAGCCAAGGAGCUUAAGGAGGGGCACGGUGGGGAAGGAAAGCGGGUGCUUUUGCUUGAGGCGAGGGAGGCCUGUUGGGGUGCCACGGGAAGAAACGGCGGUCACUGCCAACCCGUAGCCUACGGGCCCAACAAGGUUAUCGCGGACUUUGAGCUGCGCACUUAUGGCUACCUCCAAGACUUAAUUACCGAACACUCUAUUCCAUGUGACUGGAUCUCUCUCCGCGGCUGCCACGCCCUCUUCUCGCCGGAUCUCGUCGUCAAGGCUUCUGAGGCAAUAGCCGCUCUACCGCCUCACCUUGCUAAGCAGGUUCGUCUUGUUACGGAUGCAGAGGAGCUGAAGACAUUGCGCGUUCCUGGGGCUGUUGGGGCCGUAAUCCAGGAGAACGCAGCUAGUGUUUGGCCGUACAAACUCGUUGCUUGGGUAUUUGAGGAUCUUCUUAAGAGAUUCGGUUCUUCAGCAGCCAGUGAGAGUAACGAGUCAGAAAAGAGUGGGUGGUUCAAUCUGCAAACCAAUACCCCGGUAACGCGCCUUCAACGCUUAUCUGACGCCAACGACGGCGCGUCGUGGAUCGUACACACAGACCGCGGACAGGUGGCGACGAAACAGAUUCUCCUUGCCUCAAACGCUUAUACCAGCCGUCUCCUCCCAGCUUUUUCUGAUCUCAUCGUUCCCGUGCGCGGGCAAGUUGCCGCGCUGCUCCCGGAACCCCCCGCAGAGCUGGGACGCAGCUACGUUUUCAUGGCCAGCUCGUCCGGGUCAUCGCCCAAUCAAGAUGAUUACCUUAUCCAGCGACCGAACCCAGAGCUGGAAAUGAUUCUUGGCGGAGGGCGAGCAAACGGCACGGCGCGGGGCGUCGGGAUUUCCGACGACGACGAGAUCGACCCUGUCGUUGCGACAUACCUGCGGCGCGCGGGCUCCCAGAACAUCGACUUAAAGGGCGACGGCGGUCAUGAGAAGAGGGAAGAACUAAAGGCAAGCUACGAGUGGACCGGCAUCAUGGCCUUCUCGCGCGACGGACGGCCGUGGGUUGGCGAGGUGCCGGCUGGCGGGGUCCUCGACGGCGGAGAAGGGCUGUGGAUCUGCGCCGGGUAUACCGGACACGGGAUGCCACAGGCCGCGCUGUGCGGUAGGGCCGUAGCCGGGAUGAUGGCCGGGAGAGACAACGGCAUCUCGAUCCCGACGGAGUUUGUGGUUGGAGAGGACCGGGCAAGGAAGGCAAAGGCGCUGCCCAGCAUCAAGGAAAUGGACGACCUGGACAUGUUUUUGCUGUAG
This is a messenger RNA of Colletotrichum truncatum, 2331 nucleotides long. Its product is annotated as putative FAD dependent oxidoreductase. Lineage: Eukaryota; Fungi; Ascomycota; Sordariomycetes; Glomerellales; Glomerellaceae. Gene Ontology annotation, molecular function: oxidoreductase activity. The record is from RefSeq and is a predicted model, not a curated record. Gene Ontology annotation, cellular component: cytoplasm.